ACGUUUGAGAACUUCGCUGAUGUACGGGAUAGGCCAGGUGAGCAAGACAAAGUCGCGUGGGGACCAAGAAAUAUUUUGGAAAGCACUGAAGUUGUUUCUUGGGCCACGUUACGCCCUAAAACGUAACGAAUUUAGCUCGAAAAGGUUUGUAGAAGGAACAGGGAAACACCAUGGUCAAGCUUACGCCAGAACUAAUCGCACAGUCAGCGCAGUAUGUCAACGCCGUCCGAGAGUACGAGCUGGAUCUCAGAGGUUACAAGAUCCCAGUGUUGGAGAAUCUUGGAGCCACUCUGGACCAGUUUGACACCAUUGACUUCUCGGACAAUGAGAUCAGGAAGCUGGAAGGUUUUCCCCUGCUGAAGAGGCUGCGCUCUCUGCUCAUGAACAACAACAGGAUCUGCCGUAUUGCUGAGGGUCUGGAACAGAAUCUGCCACGUUUACAGGAAUUGAUUUUGACCAAUAAUAAUGUACAAGAACUGGGAGAUCUGGAUCCACUUGCAGCAUUCAAAAACCUGUCACACCUCAGUUUGCUGAGAAACCCAGUGACCACCAAGGAACACUACAGGCUAUAUGUCAUCCACAAGAUUCCCCAACUCAGAGUGCUGGACUUCCAACGCAUCCGUCUCAGGGAGCGAGAGGCAGCCGAAAGAACAUUCAAGGGCAAGAAGGGAGAAAAGCUGGCCAGGGAAAUAGGCAAGAAGUCAAAAACCUUUACCCCCGGAGCUCCCAUUGCGGGUGUGAAGAGAACAGGACCCUCACCACAGGACGUGGAAGCUAUCAAGAAAGCCAUAACAGAGGCCACAUCAUUGGAGGAAGUGGAUCGUCUGCAGAGAUUACUGCAGGCAGGACAGGUACCAGGCAAGGACUCCAAGAGACAUCCCCGAGGCGCAGAAGGUGGUGUAGAGGAGGAAGAAGAAGAGAUGGAAAUGGACAUGCAGAAUGGAAAGUAGUCAUGAAAGCUUUUUGUUUAUUACCAAUAUAAAAUAACCAGUAGCAAACAUGUCACCAACAGUAUCAGUUUGUUGAAGUUAUAAUUUUCUAACGUACUUUUGAAAUGUACAAAGUUAGUUUCAUUAUUUUGUAUUCUUGGUUGAUGAAUUAUUUGGUAUCCCUUUGGAGAAAUUUUCUCAAUCAUGACUGUUAAGAACCAGUUCAAAAUGACCGAUGCCUAAUUUAUGUUUAACAGUGUCAGUACAAACAAGUACAAAGAUAAACCUUUUUUCACAUAAUCAAGGUUUAGAUGAGAAUGGCAUUGUAUAUUCAGAUACUAUAAGUGGUAAUGUGAAUCAAUGCUUUUCAUUUUUCUUUUUGAUGAAAUGUUUCAUCUUCAUGAUACAAGCUGUCCAUUGAUGAGUUGUAGGAAGCAAAGGAGUACGGUCUGGCUAAAAUAAAGACAUCAUAUAAGACUAUAA
Messenger RNA from Branchiostoma floridae (Florida lancelet), 1412 nucleotides. RefSeq names its product U2 small nuclear ribonucleoprotein A'-like. Gene Ontology annotation, biological process: mRNA splicing, via spliceosome. The transcript is spliced from 10 exons. The record is from RefSeq and is a predicted model, not a curated record. The coding region runs from base 171 to 950 and encodes 259 amino acids. NCBI's taxonomy places the organism in Eukaryota, Metazoa, Chordata, Leptocardii, Amphioxiformes, Branchiostomatidae. Gene Ontology annotation, molecular function: U2 snRNA binding; protein binding. Gene Ontology annotation, cellular component: U2 snRNP.